Messenger RNA from Seriola aureovittata, 1080 nucleotides. RefSeq names its product butyrophilin-like protein 10. The coding region runs from base 1 to 1080 and encodes 359 amino acids. The transcript is spliced from 6 exons. The record is from RefSeq and is a predicted model, not a curated record. NCBI's taxonomy places the organism in Eukaryota, Metazoa, Chordata, Actinopteri, Carangiformes, Carangidae.
AUGAUUGACGCAGAGGACAGACUCUUCUUGAGAGCUCAGCUCACUGACUUCAGUCUGUUCUUCCUCCUUCUCCUAACACACUCUUGCGGAGGUCAGUCUGGUCCACCUCAGCCAAUCGUGGCAAUGAUUGGUGACGAGAUCAUUUUACCAUGUCACCUGGAACCUACUGCAGACGCUGUUGACCAGACUGUGGAGUGGACAAGACCUGACCUAAACCCUAGAUUUGUCCAUCUGAGGCGAGACAGAGUGGAUCUUCUAGAUGAGCAGCAUCCAUCGUACAGGGGGAGAACAUCACUGGCCACCAACAAACUGAAGUGUGGAGACCUUUCACUGAAACUCUCCACAGUAAAACUCUCUGAUGCAGGAACGUACAAAUGCCUCAUUCCCAAAUCUGGUAGGGAAUCGGUGGUCGAGCUUGUUGUAGGUUCUGUCUCCUCGCCCGACAUUGACGUUUCCAGAGUCAGCAAUGGAGUGGUGUUAGACUGUAAAUCUAAAGGCUGGUAUCCAGAGCCAGAGGUGUUGUGGCUGGACGGUGAGGGAAAGCUGCUCUCUGCUGGACCUACAGAGACAGUCAGAGGUCCUGAUGACCUCUAUACUGUCAGCAGCAGAGUGACUGUGGAGAAGAGACACAGCAACAGCUUCACCUGUAGAGUCCAACAGAAGAUCAUCAACCAGACCAGAGAGACACAGAUUCAUGUUUCAGAUGAUUUCUUCAUGACUCAAUCUAGUUCUUCAGUUCGCAUCACCAUCAGCCUGGUUGCUUGCUUCAUGUGUUUUCUGACAGUUGCCCUGCUUGUGUGGAAAAACAACAAAACCAAGAUGCAGGAAGAAAGUAAGAUGAGCAACAACAUAGAACGUCAGCUUCUGAUGGAGGAACAAAGAGCCAGAGAGCAUCUCAUGACAGAACAUGAGAAAAUGAAGUAUUUGGACACGGCAAAGGCAAGAGCUGAUGAGGAGCUUCAGAGGAAUGAGGAAGAACUGCAACAUGUGAAAGGGGUGAUUUCAACACUGACAGGACAGAAGACAGAUCUGAAGAAGCAGAGAGAGAAAGUCACCUCACUACUGCCGGAGGUCAUGUGA